GUUUUAGCUGCCUCUCCGUCGUCACCUGAAUUUGGAAGGGCUAAAAAUGGUCACAGCUUUCAUCCUUAUAGCAUGGAUAGCACUUCAACUCCGAAAUCUAGCUCUAAGCGUUACAAAGCGAAGUUAAAGAGAAUCAACAGGCUUCCAAUUGGAACUGGCAGUAGUAGCAAUUCAUCAUCAGCUGAAAAUGUUGUAACCACUAAUGGGAACAACUGUGCAACUACUAAUGAGCACAUAAAAUCUCUCGAAAACGAAGACGAAGUUUUGAAUAAUGCUACGUUCAAUGAUAAUGCAAAUUUUUCAUUUUCAAGUGCUGUUGCUUUAGACAGUUCUCACUGUUCAUUGACUUCUGCUGUUGGCCGGCUCAAUUUCCGUGAUUCCACUUCAGCAUAUAACACAAGCACUGUUGCAGAAAUUUCCACUUAUCAAGAAAACUCAUAUUUUGCUACUCAGCACGAUCUUGAAGCAAAAGAGCGUCGUCUGCGUAAAGCAUAUGAAAUAAUUGAGCAUCACUUUGCUAAGGAAGCUAUUGAUCCAUUCAACAGUGAACUCUGUCGAGCUUUUCUCACAAAACUAGACUUCCCAGGACUGGGUGACAGUUGUGCCAACUAUAAAAUAGUACAAACACCACUGCCAAAGAUAGCAAAUACACGUACGCUAAGUUUGCCAGAUGGUGUGCAGUUCAAUAUUGAUAAAGAAGUAGGGCGCGGUUCGUAUGGUUCUGUGUACAAAGCUACAGAUGCUAAUACUGGUAAUGUGGUGGCGUUGAAAUUUCAGAAACCUCCAAACACCUGGGAGAUAUAUAUUUGCGAUCAAGUCUUAAAGAGGGUCAAAACGACAAAUAUUCUACCCGGUCUCAUGGAUAUUUCCGUUGCAAUAAUGGCCCCAAAUGCUAGUAUUAUCGCUACUGAAUUCUCGCCAUACGGCUCUUUACUCGACAUAAAUAAUAAAAUUCGACAAGCUACCACAAAAGUAAUGCACGAAUCUUUGGUAAUGCAUUUUUCCGCGCAAAUAUGCAACAUUAUAAAUCACCUACACAUGAAUAAAAUAAUUCACGCGGACAUAAAGCCGGACAACUUUUUAUUAAUGCGCAUACCUAGUACUGACUACCAUUAUCCUUCGCUACGUUUGAUUGAUUUUGGCUGCGCCAUUGACAUGACGCUAUUCUCUCAACCAGAAGAAACCAAGUUUCGUAAAGUUAUUCAAACAGAUGGAUUCACAUGUAUAGAAAUGCAGGAAAAUCGCCCGUGGUCAUACGAAACUGAUCUAUUUUGCAUUGCUGGCACAGUACAUGUAAUGUUGCUGGGCGAGUAUAUGCAACUACAAAAACGAUGUGGUAUAUGGGACAUCAAGCAGAAGUUACCACGAUAUUUAAAAAAGCACAUUUGGUCCAAGUUCUUUAAUGAUAUGCUUAAUAUUAAAAUCACAAAAUUGCCAGAUUUGAACGAAAUGCGUCAGACUUUUGAUCAAGAAGCAGCACGCAUGGAUUCAGAAUUGCAGAGCCAAAUACGAACACUAUCAAAUAUUUUACAUCGGCGAUAACCAUGGGGAUACUCUUAUUUAUCAAGCAACGGCAAGCAACAACAACCUACUUGAUUUUUUUUACGUAUAUUUUUAUUUUAAGCUCAUUUAGACGUUGACUCCUGUGGCAAGUAUUUUAAACCUAUUUGUUUUGAUUUAAUAUGCAGUUGACAUAAAACAUGUGUUUUCCACGAAUAGAUUGUAAUUGGUUUA
Messenger RNA from Rhagoletis zephyria (snowberry fruit fly), 1734 nucleotides. RefSeq names its product mitotic checkpoint serine/threonine-protein kinase BUB1-like. Gene Ontology annotation, molecular function: protein kinase activity; ATP binding. Lineage: Eukaryota; Metazoa; Arthropoda; Insecta; Diptera; Tephritidae. The record is from RefSeq and is a predicted model, not a curated record. Gene Ontology annotation, cellular component: nucleus. Gene Ontology annotation, biological process: protein phosphorylation; mitotic spindle assembly checkpoint signaling; meiotic sister chromatid cohesion, centromeric.